Anolis carolinensis (green anole) is the source of this 1621-nucleotide messenger RNA. RefSeq names its product transmembrane protein 221 (gene tmem221). The transcript is spliced from 3 exons. Lineage: Eukaryota; Metazoa; Chordata; Lepidosauria; Squamata; Anolidae. Bases 20 to 799 code for a protein of 259 amino acids. The record is from RefSeq and is a predicted model, not a curated record.
UCUCCCUCCGUGUCCGGCCAUGGUCUCCUCCGGGCAGUACGGCCCUCGGGCCCUGUCCGCCCUGAGCCUUCUGGGCACGGGCUCGGGCCUGGUCUCGGUGCUGGCCUCCCUGCUGCUCUUCCAGGCCCGGCCGGGGGGUCUCGCUCUGGGGCCGGGGUCCCUCCCGGAGGCCUCCCGCCGGGCGCUUCUCUCCCUCUCGGCCGUGGGCUCCGCGCUGUGCCUGGUCCUGAGCCUGGCCUGCCUCCUCCUGGCCCUGCUCCACUCCUACUGCGCCGCAGAGGGCUGCGCACAACCCCAGGGAGCACAACUAACGUCACACAGCGACCGGUUCCUUCUGGACAGCCGGAAAGUCCGUCACGUGGCCGUGGGCCUCUUCUGCUGCGCGGUGUCCGUCUACCUGGCAGCGCUGUCCAUGUACAUGCUGGUGCUAUUCGAGCUCGAGACGGGCGUCGCUGGGGCCUGCGUCUUGUCCUCGGGCGUCGUGGUUCUGGUGGUCACCGUCGCCCACGUCCUGAUCCGGGCCUCCCGGGCAUCCCGGUGUGUAAACCUCCCGCAAAGUUUGUACGAAAACGGCUCCGCCGGCCUCGAUGUGGCCCACCUGAACAACGCCGUGGUGGGUAGCUCGUCCAGCGGUCCCGAGGAUGACCUCUACGCCGCCCCCCGGACACACCGGACCCUCUCGGCGGACUCGGCCCUCCUGGUGGCCCAGUGCAAGCCCUGGAACAGCGUGGCCCGGGAGGUGAAGAACGCCCUCGCACGCAAAGCCUCCGGCACCGGGAAGGACUCCACCUUGGUGUGAGCGGUGGCCGGUGGGGCGUCAUCCGGACACCCCGGCUCACUACUAUGGGGUCGUGGGAGUUGUAGUUUGACCGGAAGGUGCCUCUGCCUUGUAGCAUUGCCACUAGCUCAAAACUAUGGAGUCCUGGGAGUUGUAGUUUGACCGGAGGGUGCCUCUGCCUUGUAGCAUUACCACUAGCUCAACACUAUGGAGACCUGGGAGUUGUAGUUUGACCGGAGGGUGCCUCUGCCUUGUAGAAUUACCACUAGCUCAACACUAUGGAGACCUGGGAGUUGUAGUUUGACCGGAGGGUGCCUCUGCCUUGUAGAAUUACCACUAGCUCAACACUAUGGAGUGCUGGGAGUUGUAGUUUGACCGGAGGGUGCCUCUGCCUUGUAGCAUUGCCACUAGCUCAACACUAUGGAGACCUGGGAGUUGUAGUUUGACCGGAGGGUGCCUCUGCCUUGUAGUAUUACCACUGGCUCAACACUGUGGAGACCUGGGAGUUGUAGUUUGACCGGAGGGUGCCUCUGCCUUGUAGCAUUACCACUAGCUCAACACUAUGGAGUCCUGGGAGUUGUAGUUUGACCGGAGGGUGCCUCUGCCUUGUAGCAUUGCCACUAGCUCAACACUAUGGAGACCUGGGAGUUGUAGUUUGACCGGAGGGUGCCUCUGCCUUGUAGUAUUACCACUGGCUCAACACUGUGGAGACCUGGGAGUUGUAGUUUGACUGGAGGGUGCCCCUGCCUUGUAGCAUUACCACUAGCUCAACACUAUGGAGUCCUGGGAGUUGUAGUUUGUCACUCUUAAGCAGACCUUGGAUCAAUAAAGUACAAAACAAAG